AUGGAAACUGAAACACAGGCCCUCUUAUCCUUCAAGCAAGGACUUCUCAAUCCAUAUCGUGUUCUCUCUUCUUGGAAUGCAGGAGCCAACGUUGAUUGUUGCGACUGGAGAGGUGUCCGAUGUAGCAACAAUACAAGCAGUAGUCCUCACAUCAUUGGGCUUGAUCUUCGUGGCUCGGGUGAUGAGCGUUUGAUCGGCGAGGUUGGUUCUUCCUUGGCUCAAUUGACACACCUUGACUAUUUAGAUCUUAGUUCUAACGAGUUUGAUCGAAUUUCCCUUCAAGAUAUUGGCUCUCUGAUCAAUUUGAAUUAUCUCAACCUGUCUCAUAACAACUUUGCAACUCCCAUUUCUCCCCAUCUUGGGAACCUUUCGAAUUUGUCGGUUCUUGACCUUGGAUCAAACGGCUGGGUAGUUGAUAAUCUUAGAUGGGUCUCACGUCUUUCGUCGUUAAAACAUCUCGACCUGAGUUCGGUAGACCUUCGUAGUAACAAUGAUUGGGCAGGUAUCAUGAACAAACUUCCUGUUUUACAACGUUUGUCUUUGAGCAAUUGCAGUCUUCCACAACCUGUUCUAAACCCUUAUGAAAACACCAAUUUCUCUAGAUUUCUAGCUAAAUUGGACCUCUCUCUCAAUCAUGAUCUCAAUUCCUCAAUCUAUUCUUGGCUGAACAACUUCAGAAACAGUCUUACCCAUUUAGAUCUUACAAGGAGUAAUCUGCAAGGUUUCAACAUGGACGGUUUCGAGAACAUGACUUCGCUUGUCUUCCUUAAUCUUCGUUCCACGAAAGUUGAUUUUCAUUCUCCUAAGUGGUUUAAGAAUCUCUGCAACUUGAAGUUGCUAGAUUUAUCUGGAAACAAUGGGGGAGGAUUGCUAUCAGAUGUUCUUAAACUCUUCCCACAAUGUGUACUCAACUCAUUGGAGACUUUAUAUCUCCCGUCAAACAAAUUGUUCGGAUCCUUGCCAGACUUCACUAUUUUUCCAUCUUUGAAAGAGUUAGAAUUAUCCUUCAACAUGUUGAAUGGACCUAUUCCUCAAAGUUUGGGACAGUUAUCUAGCUUGGAGCAUAUAGGUCUGAAUCAAAAUUUUCUGGUGGGUGAAGUUUCUGAAGCUCAUUUCUCCAAGCUUGUAAAUUUAAAAAGUCUGAAUCUAGAUGGAAACUCACUGGCUUUUAACUUCAAGGAGGACUGGGUUCCUCCUUUCCAGUUGCAGUCGAUAAGUUUGGUGAAUUGCUCGUUCAGCACACGUUUUCCAAGGUGGCUUCGAACUCAAAAUUUCUCUUACCUUGACAUUUCACUAAAUCGAAUUUCAGACACCAUUCCCGACUGGUUUUGGAAGAACUUGUCCCCAGACUUGUUGUAUCUUGAUAUUUCCCUGAAUGAAAUCAGGGGAGAAAUCCCAGAUUUAGACCUGAAGUUCAAUCAAAUGCCUGUGAUCAUUUUGGGAUCAAAUGAAUUUGAAGGCCAAGUUCCAGCCUUUCUUUUCGGAGCACAAAACCUUGACGUUUCGAGGAAUAAUUUUACCGAUAUCUCUGGUUUGUGUGAAGUCAGAUACUCCCCUUUAUAUUUACUGGAUGCUUGCGCCAACCUAUUAUCUGGACAACUUCCCAAUUGUUGGGACAAAAUGCCCAAUUUGGUAUCCUUAAGUUUGGCCUACAAUUCCUUUUCUGGAGACAUUCCAACUUCUUUGGGUAGUCUCACCACAUUGAAGUUCCUAAAUUUGCGCAUAAAUAAUUUUUCUGGAGAGAUUCCUUCUUGGUUCAACUAUACAGAGUUGAAAGUCUUCGAUGCGUCAUACAACAAUUUAUCUGGAACGAUACCUUCAUGGAUUGGGUCGAGAUUACCAAAUUUGGUUCGUCUGAGUUUGAGGUUUAAUCACUUCCAAGGAAACUUACCUUCUAGUCUUUGUAACCUCAGAAAUAUCGAAGUAUUGGACAUUUCGUUCAAUUCUAUUUCGGGAAGCAUACCAACUUGCCUCCAUAAUUUUGAUAUCUUGACAGGUACAUCCAAUGCAUCUAUGGUUCAAGACCAAUUGAGAGAUCUUAUUUUGAUGUGGAAAGGGCAAGAAAGGCUCGUCCAUGGACACAACUUAGAGAUUCAAAGGGGUAUUGACUUGUCUAGCAAUCACUUAACCGGAGAAAUUCCUAACGAAAUCACAAAGCUGGUUGGUUUGGUUUCUUUGAAUCUCUCGAGGAACGAAUUAACAGGACAGAUUCCAAAGGAGAUGGGACAACUUCAAUCGUUGGACUUUCUAGAUCUAUCGAGAAAUCGUUUGUACGGUCCGAUUCCAUCGAGUUUCUCUCAAAUAUGGAGAUUGAGUAUGUUGGACGUAUCAUACAAUAACCUUUCAGGAAGUAUUCCCCCGGGAACUCAGCUUCAAGGCUUUAACACUUCAUCUUAUGCAGGAAACCCUUAUCUUUGUGGAGAUCCACUAAAAAAAUGCGUUAGUGAACAAACCAGCUUCAACAGUAAUGUUCAUGUUGUGAAUGAGUACGAAAAGGAACACACACUCAUGACACAAGAGAUGCUGAUUAGCAUCUCUGUAGGAUUUAUAGUUGGUUUAUGGGGAAUAUUUGCUAGUCUUCUACUCAAUAGGAGAUGGAGACAUGCAUACUUCAAGUUUCUCACAAAUAUAAUUGAGAAACUGAAGUGA
This is a messenger RNA of Cucurbita moschata (crookneck pumpkin), 2649 nucleotides long. RefSeq names its product protein BRASSINOSTEROID INSENSITIVE 1-like. The record is from RefSeq and is a predicted model, not a curated record. Gene Ontology annotation, molecular function: protein binding. NCBI's taxonomy places the organism in Eukaryota, Viridiplantae, Streptophyta, Magnoliopsida, Cucurbitales, Cucurbitaceae. Bases 1 to 2649 code for a protein of 882 amino acids. The transcript has a single exon.